AAAAAAAGAUGACAGCAAAACUUUGAUCAAGUCCUGUCAUCGGAGUCCUCGGAUGUCACGAUACAGGGCUUCAAGUCGCCAUAAACCUUCUAGAAACCAGUCACACUAUCAAAACCGCACCAACUGCAUCCUAUUUCAGUCGUCGCAUGCCUAGUGCGCCAUCUUCAACAAGGUUGUUAGUGCUGACUACUCACGGGCGGCCGAAAUUGCCUCAACUUGCGGGGAAGACGGAGCAUCCAACGACGAAUCAACGUAGUUCAAGUCCAGAAACCAAAAGAUAACGGCAGUCAACCUGUCCCAGGCUGUCUGCUGUAGGCCAUGCGGUCUAAGCAUCAGAUAUUCAUCACUGUUCCUAUCCCGAGCCGUGUGCCGCCGGAAAUCGUCCUUGCUCACAUCCAGACCUACACGCCUAUGCUGGCCAACAACGAUGUUAUUAUGAGCUUCAAAGAGACGACUCCCAACGUGGAGCUCGUCAGCAGAGAUCCGUUCUUUGGGACGCCAAAUAGCAGCGUGAGGACGUUUUCUUCCAGUGAGAGACUCAUGCUAGCGCCGGGUCUGACGAGGGAUAGGAGCUGGCCUGUGACGUGUCUGAGUAUACCGAAUGGUAUCCGCUGUAGAGCUGAUGCUAAGGCUGGUGUUACUGUGAGGACGGAGUGGAUUGUGAGGCCGAGGCAGGAGUUUGGGAGUAGUCCAAGCACUAGCAGUCCAGGAACUUUGGCGGAGGAGUGGGAGUUGUAUGAGGAGGUUAUCAUUGAGGCGAAUAGUCUUCUCAUGCCAUUUGUUGCGAGGACUGCUGAUGAGGUUCAUAGAGGGAUCUGUCAGAAGGUUGUGGAUGAGGUUGUGAACAAAUACUUAGCCAAUGGUACUCAUUGAUGAAUUUUAAUAACAAAUACCUACCCAUUGAUUGAUACUGAUCGAUGAAAUUACUCUAACCUCUUCAGAUGCC
Messenger RNA from Fusarium odoratissimum NRRL 54006, 946 nucleotides. RefSeq lists its product as uncharacterized. Bases 319 to 873 code for a protein of 184 amino acids. The transcript has 2 exons. Lineage: Eukaryota; Fungi; Ascomycota; Sordariomycetes; Hypocreales; Nectriaceae. The record is from RefSeq and is a predicted model, not a curated record.